Messenger RNA from Ochlerotatus camptorhynchus, 614 nucleotides. RefSeq names its product mitochondrial ribosomal protein L11 (gene mRpL11). Lineage: Eukaryota; Metazoa; Arthropoda; Insecta; Diptera; Culicidae. The transcript has a single exon. The record is from RefSeq and is a predicted model, not a curated record. Gene Ontology annotation, molecular function: structural constituent of ribosome; large ribosomal subunit rRNA binding. Gene Ontology annotation, cellular component: ribosome; mitochondrial large ribosomal subunit. Gene Ontology annotation, biological process: translation. The coding region runs from base 9 to 599 and encodes 196 amino acids.
AUUUCAAGAUGUCUAAGGCAGCAGGUCGACUGAAAACUCUAAAGAAAGCGAUCGACAAAAUUAACCACACCAGUAAGCUUCGCACGAAUAUCCCGGCCGGGAUGGCUGUAGCUGGUCCUCCACUAGGUCCAAUGCUCGGUCAACGUGGAAUAAACAUUGCUGCAUUUUGCAAGGAUUUCAAUGAACGUACCAAAGAUUACAAGGAAGGAAUUCCACUUCCAUGUCGAGUUGCUGUCACGUCGGAUCGAUCUUAUGAGCUCAUUAUUCAUUCACCACCGGCCACAUUCCUGCUAAAACAAGCGGCUGGCCUUCAACGAGGAGCAAUGAAUCCGGGUAAAGAGGUCGCAGGGAAGAUAACGAGAAAGCAUUUAUAUGAAAUCGCGCAAAUCAAAAUCCAAGAUCCGCCGAAUGCACUCCUGACUCCUGAACAGAUGUGUAAAGCGUUGGUAGGAGUUGCCCGAACGUGUGGGAUUGAAAUAGUUAAUGAACUGGAUUCCACAGAAUACCAGACAUUUUUGGAGGAGAGGAAACAUAUUGUAGAAGCACAACGUAAAGAGUUACAGGAGAAACGCGAGGCCAGGAUGUUACGCAUGGGUUAGAGUAGUAAGCUGCAG